Zingiber officinale is the source of this 2447-nucleotide messenger RNA. RefSeq lists its product as uncharacterized. The transcript has 4 exons. Bases 27 to 2135 code for a protein of 702 amino acids. Lineage: Eukaryota; Viridiplantae; Streptophyta; Magnoliopsida; Zingiberales; Zingiberaceae. The record is from RefSeq and is a predicted model, not a curated record.
ACGGCAUUGCUUUAGGUGUACGGCAAAUGGCGGUUGCGUCAAGGAUGAUGAGGUGGCUUCAAUGGGGGUCAGCGAAGAACAAGAAGUACGAGGUCCGAUUGGUGGUGCAUCGGAUCGAGGGGCUGCCGAAGAAAUCGGCGGUCGCGGCAGUGGAGGUGAAGUGGAGGGGGCCGAAGACGGUGCUAAAAUCGCUGCGGCGCGACCGGGUGAGGCGGAGCUGGACGCGGGAGGAGGAGGUCCGGGAAGGGGGCGUCGUGGUGUGGGACGAGGAAUUCCUCAUCGCCUGUACCCUCACCGCCCUCAAGGGCGACGCCGCCGCCUUCCUCCCUUGGGAAAUCGCCUUCACCGUCUACUCCGGUUUAAAUGAAGGUACUAAGAAUAAGAACACGGUGAUUGGAGAGGCUUCUUUGAACCUUGCAGAGUUUGCUUUGACUACUGAAGGGAAGGAGAUUGAGACUGCUGUUCCUUUGUCUCCUGCAAGUGUUGCUUCUGAGUUUCAGCCAACAUUAAAAUUGACAUGUUGCUUACUAGAGUUAAGGAAUGUCUAUGAAUCAGCAGAGGUUGUGCAGAAUCAUGUAGUUCCUGUUCUAUCUUCACCUCCUAUCUCUGAUGCUUUCCGUUCUGAAAAUAAUAAAUUUCCUCCUAGUAAACCUGGAUAUAGAAAAAUUGGUAUACUAAAAGCUCUAGUUUUGUGUCGAAAACCCAAGAAGACAGUGUGUCAGAUUGGUUACAUCAGUGAUGAGAAUUCUUCUCAUAGGAACAUUUCCACACGGAUAAAGUGCUCUUCUGGCAUAGAGUCACUCAAUGAUGACCAUGAAGAUGUAAAAUCUAUUACGGGGGAUUCCAGUGAAAGGAAAUCCUUCAACUAUGGAACUUUAGCAUAUGCAAACUGUAUGACGGAAUUAUUUACUACGGGAAUGAUGACAAAGGACAAUGAGGGGUUGAUUUAUUAUAGUCAGCAGAACUCAGGUACCGGUCAAUCACAUAUUGAAGAGAAAAAGAUGUUUGUGUCUGAACAACUUAUUUCCAACACAUCAAAGAGAACUAUCCUUUCAUGGAGCCUUAGCUUCAGAUAUACAAAGAAUAAAGAGGAGCCUCUUUUAAAGAAAUCAAAUGCAGCAGAGGGUGGUGAUGACAUUGAUUUUGUUCGGCGUCAACUAAGCUCUAUUGAAAGAUCAACAUCUCUACAGGACUGUAAUGGCAAUUCAUCGGAGAACUGCUCACCAGCACAUGACUUUGGUGAUGACAACUUUGUAGUAGGGAGAUGGGAACUGAAAGAUAUAAUAAGCCGUGACGGUCAGUCGAAGCUCCAAACCCGAGUCUUCUUUGCUUCGAUCGACCAGAGGAGUGAACAAGCAUCCGGUGAGGCUGCUUGUGCUGUUCUUGUUACCAUCAUCGCCGACUGGUUUUAUGCUAACCCCCAUGUGAUGCCUAUCAAAUCUCAAUUAGACCAACUUAUCCGGGAAGGCUCUUCUAAUUGGAGGGACCUUUGUGAGAAUUGUUCAUACAAGGACCGAUUCCAUGAUAGACACUUUGACAUUGAAACUGUCCUCGAGGCCAAGAUUCGACAUCUUUCUCUUGUCCCUGCAAAGUCCUUUGUGGGAUUCUUCCAUCCUGAUGCUGAAGCAGCUGAUGAUGGUGAAGAAUUCAACUUUCUAAAGGAGGCUAAGUCUUUUGACGAGAUCUGGGAUGAAAUCAGCCAUGCUGAAUUGGAGACCUCAGCCGCCGACGAUCCUCAUUUGUACAUUAUCAGUUGGAAUGACCAUUUUUUCAUCCUCAAGGUCGAGCACGAUGCUUAUUACAUAAUAGACACACUUGGGGAAAGACUUCAUGAAGGGUGCAGCAAGGCUUACAUCCUCAAGUUUGAUGAAACCACAACAAUUAGCAAACAGAGAAUGAAAGCCACACAGGAAGAACCCGAUAUUGUGACCUCCAAUUCUGAGGAUGAGCUCAUAUGCCAUGGAAAGGAAUCCUGCAAAGAAUACAUCAAGAGCUUCCUGGCAGCCAUACCAAUCAGGCAACUCCAAGCUGAUCUAAGGACCAGAUCGACUACCUCCACGCUAAUCCAUCAGCGCCUCCAGAUCGACUUCAUUACACUCAAGAGCUUCAAGGAGAGACCGGUGGAGCCUGUAUGAGAACUAACCGAGAAGUUUCUGUUCUUUGUUCUCCAGUGCUGCAGAGUCUGAGAUUGAACCUCAGGGAGAAGAGAGGCAACAGCAUCAUCUGAGUUGUCAUUGGCCUCCAGAACCAGACCAAGCAUUUUUUUGUUAGAACAGCAAUCCUACGAAAGUGUAAAAUGAUUAGAACAAGGAUAUCUUCCCUUUCCCCAUGUUCUUGGAGCAAGUGUAAAAUGAUUGCAGAUUGGAGUAUUGAAAGUGAUCUCUUACAAAAUAGAAUAAAGUUGUGCACAAUAAAUUCUUCUCUUGGACCCAGUAAUGCCCUUUCUG